Liolophura sinensis is the source of this 3027-nucleotide messenger RNA. Its product is annotated as alpha-(1,6)-fucosyltransferase-like. Gene Ontology annotation, biological process: protein N-linked glycosylation. The transcript has 11 exons. Gene Ontology annotation, cellular component: Golgi cisterna membrane. Bases 156 to 1967 code for a protein of 603 amino acids. The record is from RefSeq and is a predicted model, not a curated record. Gene Ontology annotation, molecular function: protein binding; glycoprotein 6-alpha-L-fucosyltransferase activity. NCBI's taxonomy places the organism in Eukaryota, Metazoa, Mollusca, Polyplacophora, Chitonida, Chitonidae.
CGACUGACAAGAUACAGUGGGGUAUGGAACAAGGGAUCAUCAUGAACAACUAACCCAUCAACAAGCAGCAACACCACAGUGUCCUCUCCACUGAGUCAUAAUGGAGGCCUUUUGGACUGCGAAGUGAGGACUCACUUCAUACAAGUGUACAGUACAUGGUGAAAAGAGAAACAAAGAGUCUUCUCCAUAUGCUGGGUAAUGUUGGAAUUAUGAUGAGGAGCUGGAAGGUUGUGGCCAGUUUGCUGGGCUUCUGGCUCAUCAUCCUGCUGUACAUGAGCAUGAACCUGUUCCAGGCCGACAACUCUGAAAGAGCAGAACGGCAGCUUGUUCAGGCCAUAGGGGAACUAGAUGUGCUCAAGUCCCAGAAUGAAGAGCUCAAGAAACUGGCUGUAGAACUAAAGGACAUAAAGAUAGCAAGUCUUGCUGGUGCUGGGAAUGUAGAGGCAGUAAAGGAGAUACAGAAUAAGCUAGAUAAAGCCUCAAAAAACAUUUUUAAAAUGUCAAAUAACGUGGACUCAGAUGAAAGUUUUCAAAAUGAUAAAUCUUCAGCUCCAAAUACCAAGUAUGAACAAGGUCGUCGCAAAGUUGGCACAGAUGCUCAGGAGUUUUGGUUCUAUAUGAAGGCUAACCUAAAGAAGGCGAGUAGUUUGGCAUCGGGGAACACAAAACUGGUGCAAAAAUUAAAUGACAUGUUGUCACUUGGGGCAGCUUUUGACAGGACCCUGAGCAAUGAUAUAAAGCAGUUGGUUAAAGAAGAUGGUUUCAGUGGCUGGAGGAAGGCCGAGGCUAAGCAGUUGGGUCAGCUGGUUCAGGACAGGAUACAUCAGUUACAGAACCCUAAAGACUGUUAUUCUGCGAAAAAGCUGGUUUGUAAUCUGAGUAAGGGCUGUGGGUAUGGAUGUCAGCUCCACCAUGUGGCCUACUGUUUAAUCAUAGCUCUUGCAACAGACCGUACCUUCAUCUUGGAGUCCAAGAGCUGGAGAUAUGCCCCAAAAGGCUGGGAGACAGUCUUCCUGCCCCUCAGUGAGACUUGUUUGGACAGGUCAGGCCAGGAUACCAAAAUGUGGUCAGGGUCUAGUAACUUGAAGGAUGUAGAAGUGGUAGAACUCCCCAUCCUAGACAGCUUACAUCCUCGUCCUGACCAUCUACCCCUGGCUGUACCUAAAGACCUUGCUGACAGACUCACCCGUAUCCAUGGCAACCCAUCCGUCUGGUGGAUUGGUCAGAUUAUCAAGUAUCUGUGCCGGCCAGUUCCCAAACUGCAGUUGGAUAUUGAGGCCACUAAAGCUGACCUGGGAUUUAAAAAGCCAAUUGUUGGAGUCCAUGUCAGGAGGACAGAUAAAGUUGGUUCAGAAGCUGCGUUCCAUGCCAUUGAAGAGUACAUGGAAUUUGUGGAGGAGUACUAUGACAAGCUGGAGCAGAAACAGAAAGUGGAUAAACGACGAGUCUACCUGGCCAGUGAUGACACCACAGUUUUAAAUGAUGCCAAAACAAAGUUUCCAUCAUAUGAAUUCAUUAGUGAUGUCACCAUUUCCAAGUCGGCUGGCCUUGGCACAAGAUACUCUGAUAGCUCCCUAAGGGGCAUAAUCCUGGAUAUCCACUUCCUCUCUAUAUCAGACUACCUGGUCUGUACCUUCUCAUCACAGGUUUGUCGGGUGGCCUACGAGCUCAUGCAGACCAUGCAUGUGGAUGCUUCUGCAAACUUCCAUUCCUUAGAUGACAUAUUUUACUUUGGUGGACAAAAUGCUCAUAACGUUCUGGCAGUGGAGAAACACGUUCCUGGUGGAAAGGAUGAAAUUGAACUAGAACCUGGUGACUUGAUUGGUGUAGCUGGAAAUCACUGGAAUGGUUUCUCCAAGGGAAUGAACAGGCGUACCGGUCAGAAUGGACUAUAUCCGUCAUACAAAGUGGUGGAGAAGCUUGAGGUAGCGGAUUUUCCCAAAUUUAAGGUAUCAGAAGACAGUUGAUAGGAAAUGUGAUCAUACAUAUACUCUGGCCACCUCAUGUGCUUAGUUGGUCAUUCCAAUAUGAGUAAUUCUCCGAAAAAAAAAAAAAAAAAAAAACAGAAGUGAAGGUGACAGAGGCAUGAAGAACUAUGUCCAGUUUGUCUUAUUUAAUUCUACAUUUUUGUGAUUGUAUUUUGUGCCAUUUGUUACAUAGUUGAAUUCCAGUGUAAAACUGCAGAUGAUUGUUCUGUUGUACUUUAUAAAUAUUCACCUAAAUAAAGACACAUGUUCAUUGUGAAAUCCAAGUGUACAUACUGGACAGGUAUGUACAUGUACUUCAUAUGAAGUAAUUAUAACAGAAUAAGAGGACUCCUUCAACUGCAUUUAAUAGUUUAAAUGUGUAUAUGUUUGAUAUCCAAAUAUUGUAGUGUCAUGGAUUUUGUUUAGUACGUAUCAAGAUUCUGCCCGGUUUCCUCUGAGCAUGUUUAUGGCAGCCGUUGUAUAAGUGAAAUAUUGUCGAGUACAGCAUAAAACAACAAUCAAAUAAAUCAAAUAAAUAAGUACAUAAGAUGUACUUACAGAACAACAUGAAGAGUUAUUGGUGUGAAAAACAGCUAGUAUUUUCUCAUUUAACAAGAAAAAUAGUAUCUGCAUGUUUUAGUGGCCCGAGUUAUAUUUUACCACAUUUUAUCAGUAGUUCUACAGCUCUUAAACCACAACACAGUGUCGUUGUUAAUAUGGGCACUCUGUUCACUGAUAUGACCAGUGCAUACUAUGUUAGGGAUUUAUAGUUAAGAAAUUGAUUUUUAUUCAUUAUUUUUUAUUCAUUAUUUAAGGGAUGGUUAUAUAUUAUGAAUUUAGACAUAGAAUUGCAGGUGGUUCCUGUUUCAUUCUAUGUGUACCUACAUGUACUAUUUUUACUGAAUUUUUAAGAGAAAGUCUUGUUAUUGAUUUUGUUCAGUUUUGUACAUCAAGUACAUGUUUUACUGACUGUGUUGACUAAAAGUCUUAACUUUUCCCCAAGUACGCAUUAGUAUUAUUUGUAAAAGAUUUGGCUGAGAUUUUGUAAUGGCAUGUAUAG